Gaeumannomyces tritici R3-111a-1 is the source of this 1701-nucleotide messenger RNA. RefSeq lists its product as hypothetical. The record is from RefSeq and is a predicted model, not a curated record. Bases 636 to 1358 code for a protein of 240 amino acids. The transcript has 3 exons. NCBI's taxonomy places the organism in Eukaryota, Fungi, Ascomycota, Sordariomycetes, Magnaporthales, Magnaporthaceae.
CAUGACAGAGAUCCAUCGGCUAAGAGAGAAGGACAAGCGCCCCGCGCUGCCUGCUGCUGCUGCGCCAGCAGACAGCGGCAAACAGUUCGGAUCCUGGGCCGGACCCCCAAGCUAGACACGCAUGCGGCGGGCGGGCUGUACAUGGCGGCGGUGAUCGCCAGCAAUCCCAUUCAGGGGCAGCAUGUGAGGUGCUUUGGCGCGGAGGCCUGGCCACGGCAGGGCCAAGGUACAAGAACCCAGCUUGACUCCCGCCCAACAUGUUGUGAAUACCAUCGUUCCAUUCACGUCACUGCCUGUCCUGUCCUCGGGCCACAUCACCUUUCUUUCAUGGAACAAUAAUAUCCAGUAAUUUCUCCCAUUCAUCUGCCCGUCCGCCCCCAAGCACUCGUUGGCCUCGACAAAGACUAGACGCCAACGUCCAGUGAAAGAAGGACUCAAAGAACCAACAACCCAUUACACAAAGCUAUUUAUUCCCACGAUCCCCUCGCUCUCCGGCUUGCUCUCGCCACCUUGGCUUGCUUCUUCUCUACAACAUUCAUUUCACACCUUCGCUUCCUAGAAAUCCAUAAGGUCCGGAAAACCCUCAGCUAGAACUAGCACCACCCACACCCACCAGACCUCGGCACCAUCUCAUCAUGAUUGCAUCCGCCAUCCUCGCGGCCUCGGUCUUGGCCGGGCUCGCCUCCGCCGCCCCGACCGCAGCGCUGUGGCCGCGUGCCGACGGCUCGACGCCGCCGGCAGGAUACACGGGCCCGAAGGCCGCCGACCUCAUCGAGGGCACGAUGCCGGAUUCCAAGACGUGCGACCUGGCCAAAUUCCCACAGUGCACGACCGCCGCCGAUGCGGCGCCCUACUUCAUCGAGGCCAUGUCCACAUACAAGAUCUACGACUACUGGGAGAUCGCCGCCGUCGUCUCCCUGACUGCCAUGGAGUCCGCGUCGCUUAAGUACAAGCAGCCCGCCUCCCCGUCCAGCGACAAGGGCAAGGGCACCUCCAACAUGCAAAGCGGUGCUUUCAACCUCAAGUUCGCCAAGAGCAUCCCCGAGCUGGCCUCGCGGGUGAGCGAGAUCACGGGCGGCAGCGAGACGCCGACCGACGCGCAAAAGUCCGAGGUCCUCAAGCUGGUGCAGGCCAACGACUACAACUUCCGCUCGGGCGCCUGGUUCCUGGCCACCGAGUGCUCGGCCGACAUCCGCCAGGGCCUCGUCGCCGGCACCAAGCAGGGCUGGCUCAACUACGUCACCACAUGCGUCGGCGUCCCCAAGGGCACCGACGAGGCCAGCGUGCGGGAGUGGACCAAACGCGAGCAGUACUGGACCGACGCCAUGACCGCCUUCGGCCUCAAGUACACUAGCUAAAAUGGCCGUGGUGCCUCGCAACCGGCUCGGCUUAAUGAAACCAUGACUAUUUUCUUUCACAGCGACUCCAGUGUACUCAACAUCUGCUUGUGUAUAUUUUCUCUUCUUGUUGAUACCUAGUUACAUGGCUUGUAUUCAUGUUCUGAACCAAAAUGAACAGAAAUGACUGUCAGGAAAUCUGGCAAUCUGACCCCAAUGCAUCAAGCCCGACAGGCUUUGACUCGGGACAUGCAAAGUCGCGUAAGGUGAUUUUGGACGCAAACAACAUUGAAAAUGGACGAAGCAACAACGUCGACAAGCUGAAUAAAUAGACAUGGCGCCACCAAUGCUUCAGAACCGCUCG